AUGCGCUGCCUUGUGGGCCAAGGGGGCCGGCCGCCUGGCCGGGCAGGGAAAGAUGCCAGGCUGCUCGGGUGGCUUGUGGGCCGGGCGGCAGGCGGCCACCAUGCAGAGUGGGCGGGGCUGAUCAAACAUUGUGUCGCCCAUCACGUGACAUAUAAUUUCUACGCCCAAGGCAGCUGCCCAUUCUGCCCAAUGGGCGGUCCGCCUCUGCAGAGGAGUAGCAGCGGAGAGGAGGACUGGGACAGAAAUUACAAGGGUGGAACUGCACUGGUUCUCAAGUCCAGAGCAAACAAACAAAAAAGAAAAAGAGUUACAUCUGUUGUCUCUUGGACAACCCGCAAAUUGCUUGGAUUGGAAGUGGAGCCCCCUGAAGCCAUGCCAUCCGACAAUUGCAUUUAUUCAAUCAACCUUCAUUUUCCCCCCAAAGCGGAGGUGCUGGCAUUCUUGGACCACCAAGGCAGAAGACCCCAACGACAAGCUCUCGCUGUAGUCAAUUUUGGAAAUGAAGAGGAUCCAAAUAUCACUGAAUAUGUAGUGGGUCCUCUUCCAAAGCCAACAUAUCAUCAAGACAUCACAGUUGAGAAGUAUGGAGGGAAGCUACCAUAUUACCGAAGAUUUCUUUCAGGUCGUGACCGAGACAUAAUCAAUACUCUCUUUAUGCGCGAGGAAUAUCCUAAAGCUCCAAACUUUAUGCGCCAGGUAUUUGAUUAUAACGAGAAUGACUUUUUUCUGCUUCCUGGUCUCCCGCCGGGAUUUAAAUCAGGAGACAGAAAUGUGUGGAUGACUCAUUUCCAGAAUGUAUCUGGUUCGUAUUCACAUCCUGUUGGACUGGAGCUGGAGGUGGAUAUUAGCAGCUUGGAUACUUCUCAGUGGAAAGUUCUGAAUGUGUUCUACAAUGGACAGUACUUUGAGGACAUGGAAGACCUUGAAAGACAGUUCAACGAGGGAAGAGUUCGAGUGGCCAAGGUGAAGAAGGCUCCUCAUGACGGGGGGUUCUCAUCGCUGAAACCAAGAGUCCCGCCAGAGUGGCCAGGCCCUUUGCAAUACGAGCCCCGCGGUCCCCGCUACUGCGUCAGGGACAACCAGGUCACCUUCAUGUCUUGGAGUUUUGCGUUUGGAAUGGAAGUGAACAGAGGACCACGGCUCUUUGACGUUAGGUUUGAAGGUGAGAGGAUAGCCUAUGAGUUAAGUGUGCAAGAUGCCGCUUCCCUCUAUGGGUCCAAUAGUCCAGCGACAAUGGAUGCCAUUUACAUGGACCUAGGUUUUGCCCUUGGGAGAGAUGCCGUCACCCUCACCCGGGGAGUGGAUUGUCCUUACCUAGCUACGUACUUGGAUAGGCACUAUAUGCAUGAGUCUGCAUUACCUAUCACCCGCCAAAACUCUAUCUGUAUCUUUGAGCAAAAUGCUGCGAUUCCGAUACGGCGCCAUUAUGACCAGUCGGACCCUAAAUUUUAUGGAGGGCUGGUUGAUUCCGUUCUGGUCUUCAGGGCCAUUUCUACAAUGGUGAACUAUGACUAUGUCUGGGAUUUUGUGUUUCAUCAAAAUGGAGCGGUUGGCGUCAAGAUACAUGCUACUGGAUAUUUUUUUUCUUCGUUCUUCUUCGAUGAUGCCGCGGAUUUCGGGAACCGAGUCCAGGAAUUUACGCUGGGAACCAUGCACACUCACAAUAUUCAUUACAAAGCGGACUUGGACGUUGGUGAAAGGCUGAUGGAAGAGGAAAAAUGCCGCCUGCUCUCGACCAGCAGUUUCUUGGAUUCCCUGUGA
This is a messenger RNA of Sphaerodactylus townsendi, 1761 nucleotides long. Its product is annotated as primary amine oxidase, lung isozyme-like. Gene Ontology annotation, molecular function: quinone binding; primary methylamine oxidase activity; copper ion binding. Gene Ontology annotation, biological process: amine metabolic process. NCBI's taxonomy places the organism in Eukaryota, Metazoa, Chordata, Lepidosauria, Squamata, Sphaerodactylidae. The record is from RefSeq and is a predicted model, not a curated record. The transcript has 6 exons. Gene Ontology annotation, cellular component: plasma membrane. The coding region runs from base 1 to 1761 and encodes 586 amino acids.